GUUUUCAGCGUUCUCAGGUGAUGUUUCUUGGAAGAACAUGAUGCAAGCGUGGCGUGUGCGCGUGUUGUGCACGUUCCGUUCGAGGCGUGACGCGCAUCAGCGCAGGAGGAGGCAUCACUGACUCGCGUGUUCUGUUGCGUUUCAUGUUUGCUCAAUUCUGCGUUACGAGCGGCUCGCAUCUGCAGAGACAGUCAGUGUCGGGAUAUAACUGCGCUUUCCUAGCUGGAGGCUCAAUUAAAGUCCGAGCGGGGCGCGAAAAAACCGCGUCUCGAAAGCGCCUCAACUUCUGUUCCGUCGCCUGAGCGGAGGGGCUCGCGCGGUCACGCGCCCCUAGACCGUGGACCGCGGACUACGUGUCACGAGGGCGCCGGCGCGAGGUCGACGAGCACUCUCGGGCUGCGAACGCUGCCAGCAGGCGGGAAGGUGACACGAGACCUUGCCUGCGCGAGACGAGAGCCCAGCCGACCGAUACCUGAGUGACACCGGCUUCGCCGUAAAUUUACGAGCUGCGCAAAAAAAAGAGGAAAAAAAAAAAAAAAAAAAGAGAGGAAGUCACCGUUUCGCCGCCUUGCUUGUUAAAAGUGACACCUGAACUCGUCCUCCGCUCCGCUCUCUCUCUGUGUGUCUCCCUCUUUCAGGCGCCACAGUGAGCAGUGAAAUCAUGGCCGGGAGCACGAGGCGGUCACGCGAGAGGAGAGGAUGAGGCGUAAACAAGUGAUAGGAAGCCCGAGGAGCCGCCCGCUGCCUGGACAGGCUGCUGCCCAAGCGAGGACCGAGGCCUCUUGAACCCUUGGCUUGGCGGUGGAGAGGGGGAGGGGGAGACAAUAGAGAGGGGCGAGGGGCACUCAUUCACUCACUCACUCAUUCACUCACUCACUCGACAUGAACGGCACCACACAGGCCCCCGGCCCGGCAGAUGGCGGGGGCGACUUGGCCGUCACCUACGUGCUGGUGCCCUUCUUCCUUGUGACUGUUGCUGGGAUCAUCGCCGCCAUGGUGAUGUACGCGCGUAAGAGGAGAAGGGUGGACCGACUCCGGCACCAGCUGCUCCCGGUCUACGCCUACGACCCAUCGGAGGAGCUGAACGAGGUCGAGCAGGAGCUGCUUUGGAAAGAGGAGGAUACCAAGGUGGUGCAAGGUUGGGCAAGGACUUAUCAGCACCGGCGCCCCCUGCUUAUGAAAGAUGCACAGGCAUGAAGCCUGUGCAGCCAUGCAGAUGGUGGGGGAAGUGUCAUGCACAAGGGCCAUGCUCAUUCUCUUCAGGAGCAGCAUAAUGUCAGGUUUGCAAAUACCAAAUCUGGGCCAUCUUCAUUAACCUCAGAUUUCCAGAUGGACCUGCAUAACCUUUGCUUCUUCAUACUGAGAAUUUUGACUAACUGGAGAGUCUGACAUUAUUCUGAAAAUGUUAUUUUAAGAGUAUUUCUUCAAACUUUUUUUUUUUUCCAUUUAUGUCAUCCUGCUGAGCAAUUUCGAAACCCUGAGGACGCCCCGGUCAAGGACAGGGCAACCAUCUUGGUUCUGACCCAAAGCCUGUACUUGAGUUAUAUUUGGAAAUUGCAUUCCUCUGUUUUUCCUAUUAUUAUACAGAGUUCUGUCUUGAAAUCCAGAAAAAACAUCUCUGUAAGGAAGCAAAUGCUUUGCAGAACGGCCACCGGGUGCCUGUGAUUUUGCUUAAAUGUGAGUGAUGUAGUUUAGAAUCUACACCUUGUCUUUCCGACAAGCCCAGUGGAUGAAACACAGAGGCCAUCCUUUGUCACCUGACCUGCUUCACCUGGAAGGUUGUGCCACCUGGUGUGUAAUGUCCACUGUGACACAUUCUUGCAAACCCAUCCGUAGAGAGCGGAAAAGUGCUGUAUCCAUCCGUUCACUGAUAAAAGACAUGUCAUAGUGGAUCCCGUGCUGUUCUUCACCCACACACUGAUGAUGUUGCUCUACAUGAGGCCGCUUGAGGCAUGGGCACCAACCAGUUCGCCGUGCACCAUGAGAAGAGAGCGGUGACUACUAUGCCCAAAAAUGUCCUGGCCUGUGGCUGCUGGAAGGAUGCUGGACAAACAAGUACAAGGAUGCUGCCACUUCCACCGUUCACAUGCGUUCGGGGGAAAUGCCAUCGAGCUGACUGUGCGGACCACUCAGGAAAUGUCUUCGGUAUGGCCACUGUCAAAAAUACAGUCCAGUGACUCAUCGCAAUCAAAGUGCCCCCCUCCCCAUCUUCGUUCAGUUUUUGUGAAUUUUGAGUCUGGAGAUUGCACGUGAAAUACAUACGGCUCCCAUUUCGACCGAUGAGAUCAUCAGAACAAAGCACCUGGGACGUACCAGCAGACCCACUCAGGCUCAGAUGACGAGUUUAUGCUCUGGUCGCCAUUGGCAACCCUGCUGUCCCUCAAUAAUUAAAUAUACUUAAAUAAGAGAACGGUAGCUAUUCCGGUGAAAUAGAGAUAUGAUUCUCGGAAACUGCAGGUAAGCGUUUUCAGGCGAAGAAUAAACAUCUCCCGAAGUGAGCGAUUUUACGUGGUUCAAGGUGGCUGAGACUGAGAGGAGUUUGCAAAACGGCACCAUUGCUUUUGACUACACUUAUUUUUUUUUUUUUUUUUUUUUAAGCACUAUGUGAAUAUAAUUAGGAUUUAAAAGUUUUUUUUUCUGAUUUCUGAAGAAAACCUGUGAAAACCCAUGUUCUCAGGAAGAGUAUUUGAUGUGAAGUGUGCGUGGAAUUUGAAUCCAAGUCAGAGCAGAACAACUAAGAGUUCCGCUGCGGCACCCCAGGCCACGGUUCUCCACCCUACCUUAGCACUGUCUGACAGGUUUACGGCAUUCCUCAGGUAUUCCCUUCUGGUUCUGGAGGGCUGCAUAAGUGUAGGUUUUCUAGCUGACUCUGUGGGCAGCUGAAAGACACCCCCAAAUUAGUUUACUAAUCAAUAAUUAGAUCAGGAGCAUAAGUGCUCAUGAAAACCUACACACUGCAGCCCCUCCAGGACCAGGAGUACAAAGCAAGGCCGAGGGGGCGGAAACUCGAGUGCCUGGCUGGUUUUAAAGUUUAAAUAAUGCCAGAAUUACACCAUAUAUACCUUCCCAGGGUAGUUUUGUACAGGCAGAGUGAAUUAGAUCUGAAAGAGUAGUGUUUCACCCUCUAUCUGAAUGUCUCCUAUGCAACACCUGUACUUUUCUGUGUAUGGAGUACACUCCACAGUGCUUUAAUGUAAGCUGUGUGGAAGUCCAGAUAUUUUUGCGAUUAGCUUUAGCAGCAGAUUUCAGGAAAUCAAUGUUUGCACUGCAGUUGUGAAAAGCAUAUUUUGACUGCUAUUGGACAGCUGUGGGGGGGGGUGGGUGCUGCUGCUUCCAGCUGAGGGUCAGAGGUGCAGUGUGAUUGUCGCUCUGCUCUCUGCUCCUAAGUUUCUGUGGAGAGAGGUAAGAAAAGGGGCUGUCCACACUCCUUAUGAGUAAAACCAUUUAUUCAAGUACUGCAAAUGAGAACCCAGGACCACAAACCGUAAACAUACGUCACACCUUUGCAAUGUUUGAUCAGGAGAAUUUUGGGGGAAAAGAAAAUUACUACUCUCCCCCGCAGCUUUCAGCAGACAGCUGAGUGUUCUGCAUAGUUCAAACCCCAUCAGUUACCCUCUUUUCACCACUUUGUGGAGGGCUGAAACAGUGCAUAUGUAGUGUGGUGGAUACCAUGAGACCUUCCUUCCACCUAUCAGAUAGUGCAGGAUAUUUCUUAUAAAAUCAUUCAGGUUGACAUUUCUUUUCAGGAAAAAUGACUUGCUGAUGCAAGCUGACUCGGAGAUGUCCUGUUCAGGGGGGUAGGAGUGUGCAUAAGAGUAAACUGAGUAAAAGCGGUUUUAAGAGGCUUGACUAUACCACGGUAUUCUUACCCUUACAUUUGCAUUUCCCCAAGCUUUCAGUAUUUUGAACACUUGUUUAUUAAAAGGAAGACCUUCUCAAACUCCUGUCAAAUCUUCGCAAUCCACAAACCUAGAGCCUACAUUUUGAUGACCCAUAGGCUAGAAGUAGUGGCAAAAUGCCCUUUGGGUUACAUUCAGUCUCUUAAAAUCAGAUUUGGGAUCAUUACUGACAGCAUGCCAUUAACAGUACCUGACAGGAAGCAAAAGCCUGUCAUCCCCCACCACCGGAGUAAACAGCAUGCUUCUGACUGGUACUGUGGUAUAUUCUGGUUCUGUACAAUCAGAACCAGAAAGUGUUGCUAAGGAACAUGGUUCCUGCUCUGAGGAUGACUGGAAUGGCAGAGGUGGCAACCUUGAGUCACCUCACAGUAAAAUGUGGCAAUCUAGGAUGACUGGGGAGGACUUUUAGGAAAGGAAAUAAGUUUGGAAAGGCUGAUUAAAUUUCUGUAAUAAAAAUUUUAUUGAAAUCAUUGUUUCAACCAUUUUGACAGGCAGGACAGUUAUUUAUCCCAGUGACGAUGUCUAUGCCCAUAUAAUAAAAACACCAGAGACAAGACAGCGGGUUCAAAUCACAGGUAGACAUUACUUUCAGUUCGGCAAAAUGAGGAAAAUCUGCAGCAAGACCACAAACCUCACGAGGGGUCAAGUCUGACUUGUGGGGCAAGGAAACGAUCAGCUGCCAUUCCAGCCUCAGAAUGAGCGAUGCAAACACAAUGGGUAGAGUUAAAACAAACCAAGCUAAGAUUUAA
Messenger RNA from Scleropages formosus (Asian bonytongue), 4648 nucleotides. It is a transcript of the gene smim29, whose product is annotated as small integral membrane protein 29. The record is from RefSeq and is a predicted model, not a curated record. NCBI's taxonomy places the organism in Eukaryota, Metazoa, Chordata, Actinopteri, Osteoglossiformes, Osteoglossidae. The transcript is spliced from 4 exons. Bases 883 to 1197 code for a protein of 104 amino acids.